Molecule: messenger RNA, 1818 nt
Organism: Hydatigera taeniaeformis
Lineage: Eukaryota; Metazoa; Platyhelminthes; Cestoda; Cyclophyllidea; Taeniidae
Source: the annotation of a GenBank genome assembly
AUGCUUGAGAAAAUUCGCUGCUAUAAACCAAAAAUUGCUGUCUUUAACGGGAAAGGAAUUUACGAAACAUUUGUCGGCCACAAAAACUUUAGCAUGGGCAAGCAGCCAGAACCACUUGAAGGCACGAAUACAGUCAUCUUUGUUAUGCCUUCUUCGAGUGCUCGUUGCGCACAGUUACCGAGAGCCGAAGAUAAGCUGCCCUUCUUCGUGGCUCUUCGUAAGUUACGAGAGCAUUUGAGAGGAGAGCGACCUCAUCUGGAGGAUUCAGAGGUCAUUUUUGCCGACUACACCGAGUUCCGAGUGACAACACCGGAUCCAAAGAGCCUACGGAAAGCGGAGCGUCGGCGUAAACGGAAAUCAGAAGCGGCUGCUGCUGCUGCCGCUGCUGCCGCUAUUGAACAGGCGAACAGGGUGAUGGAAGGUGGUGUUUUGGCUUCGGUGGGUCAGACAGGCAGGCCGUCGGGUGCGUACGCGCGUGGCACGAGUGAAUUGAUCGAUUUUGCGCCUGCAUGUGUAUGGGGCUGGCUUCGCGGUGCGCAUGCACGCACGAUGCACGCACGCACACGAACAGAUGAACGCGUGCAAGAGCGAGGGAUGGAUGGGCGGAUGGAUGCAGCAUCGCCUCGGAAGAAGAAGAAAUCUGCUGGGGGGUUGACGCCCCAACAGUCGGCUGUGGGUGGGGACAACUCAACAGUGAAGGCUGUUUCAGCACCCAAUCCAUUCAUAUCUGCUGAUCAGUUUCAACAGCCCCUCCAUCCCUCCUUUCUACAGGCCUCUGCUCCAGCUCCUCAACCACCACAUAUCUUCGCAAUGCAACCUGCCACUCACUUCCAGGCACCCGCUCCUUCCCAGACACAUCCACAGCCCCACCAAAUGUUUGUCUCCGCCAAUGGUCAGCUCAUGACCGCUACUCCUAUGGUAUCACUUGCAGUCCCCGCUGCAAGUACUCAGCAGGCAGCUUUGGCUGCUUCUGCUACCCCAGCGCCAGGAACCACCGCUGCAGCUUGCUACGGCUCUCCUUUCCAGCCCUUCCUAAUGGGUCAAUCAGCACCAGGUCAACCUGCAGGUAUGGUUGCCUGGCAGCCUACAGCCGCAUGGUCCGCCUAUCAGCACGCGGCUGCUGCGGCAGCAGCAGCAGCAGCUACUGCUACUUCAGGCUCCUCACAGCAGCACCCACAGCAACACUCACAGCCGAACCAACAUCCAUUUUCACAACACCACCAACAGCAACAGUCGGCUCAGCAGCACUUUGUAUUUGCUGGAGGACAAACAGUUGCUCCAGCAGCAACCCCUGCCGCAGCUUAUCCCCAACAGCUCUACUUGGCGUCUGCUCCAACGGCCACAGCGGCUAGCCCUACGUCGUAUCAUCUACUGCCGGUGGGCUGUCACCCACAAACCACAUUUGCAGGCGUUUUUGUGCCAGACCAACACCAGGCAGCAGCGGCUGCUGCUGCUGCUGCCGCCGCCGCCGCAGCAGCUGCUGCCAUGCACACUGCACCAUAUGCUACUGCACCCCCACCGCCUCAUCCGCCGUCUGCCUCUGCUGGUGCAGCCGAGAGCCCCUUCAAGGUCAUGACGAUGGGAGGUGGUGGCAGUGCAAUGCCCCACUUCCUCUCUGCUCUCUCCUCAGCACCAAAAGCAGGCCUCAAAGUAUCUGCCCUUACUCAGACGCCGGCUGUCAAUGCCUCCGCUGUGCCACUUGUUCAAACAGCAUCGGGGGGUGAUGAGUCUGGCGCUGCGGUUUCGGCGGUGGCAACCCCGACCGUGGUGCAAGCAAGUGCAGCUCCUGACGAGAAAGUUGUCUACAGCGCGCUCUAG